GUGAAACCAAUUCUCAUUUUCUUUCGAAUUAAGUUUGAAGAAAAAGGAUCAUCAUGAAUGAUUGUAGCUCUAACAUCUAUAUAUUGUUAACGGAAAAUCGUUCAUAAUAAGUGAAUUUGUAAUCUAGAAUAUAAGAAAAAUAACAUGUUAUAAUUGGUUGACUUUUUCUAGGCGACCAAAUACCUUUGACUUUGUUUUAAAGUAUUUUAUUUUGUUCUUAAGAAAUGAGUCUCCUUAAGAAAUCAUCUUCCCCAUGCAAAGUACUAUAAAUUCGGCAUUAGUUCUUAAGCUAAUUAUUACUAGCACAUACCAAAAGCUUAAUUUGUUGAGUUUCCCUUUCAUUAUUAUUAAUGGCUAUGGAUAUCAACUUUCUUCAUUCUAAUUUCACCUUGUUAUCAAUCUUUUUCAUAAUUGUCAUUUCUCUUUUCUUGAAACAUUACAAAAAUGUCCACAAACACAUAACCAAAAAAAUACUUCCACCAGGAGAAAUGGGACUCCCAUGGAUAGGUGAAACCCUAGAAUUUUACAAAUCCCAAAAGAAGAACAAAUUAUUUGAAGAAUUUGUUCAGCCUCGAAUCGAAAAAUAUGGUAAAACCUUCAAAACAAGACUCAUGGGUGCACCAACAGUAGUUGUAUGUGGAGCAGAAGCCAAUAUGUUCUUCAUGUCUAAUGAGUUCAAAUUGGUUAUAAGUUCUUGGCCUACUUCUUCAGUUGAACUCAUGGGAAAGAAUUCAAUUAUGGAGAAAAAAGGCGAUAUGCAUCGAUUUCUACGUGGGAUUAUUUCAUCAAGUCUUACAUCUACUAGCCUAGAUGCAAUGGUGCCCAACAUCUGUAACACAAUUCAAUCACAUUUGUAUAAAAAUUGUCAUGGUGAUCAAGAAGAACGAACGAUUAAGCUUUAUCAUCUUACCAAAUCCUUGACAUUCAAGAUUGUAUUCGAGUGUUUUUUAGGGAUCGUGGUGGAGCCAGGAUUACUUGAAACGUUUGAGGGAGUCUUGGAAGGUGCUUUUUCGCCCCCAUUUAAGUUUCCAGGUUCAAAGUUUUCGAGGGCUAUAAGUGCAAGGAUGAAAGUACAGAAGUUUCUUGUUGAGGUUAUUAGGGAGAAGAGAAAGGAGAUUGAAAUAGGAAAAUCAGACGAGGCAUUGCUUUCGCGAUUGGUGAAAGCAAUGAUUCGUGGUGAAGUUAGUGAAGAUGAAGUUGUUGAUAAUGUUGUUUUGUUAGUGUUUGCUGCACAUGAUACCACUUCUUUUGCUAUUGCUAUGACAUUUAGGAUGUUGGCUCAUCAUCCCUCUUGCUAUUCUCUUCUCCUUCAAGAACAUGCUAACAUAAUGAGUAGCAAAGGACCAGGAGAAAUACUAUCAUUGGAAGACACAAAAAAGAUGAAAUAUACAUGGCAAGUUGCUAGGGAAAGCAUGAGGUUGUUUCCUCCUAUUUUUGGUUCAUUCAGAAAAGCAAUUGCUGACAUUGAAUUUGAUGGAUUCACUAUUCCAAAAGGUUGGAAGGUGUUGUGGACAACAUAUGGUACCCAUAAUAGUCCAGAGUACUUUACAGAGCCCCAAAAUUUUGAUCCAAGUAGAUUUGAAGAGCCUGUUCAGCCCUAUUCAUUUAUACCAUUUGGAGGAGGACCAAGGCUGUGUGCUGGGUAUCAAUUGGCAAAGCUAAAUAUUCUUAUAUUUGUUCAUUAUGUUGUGACAAAAUACAACUGGUCCGUAAUACAUCCUGAUGAACCAAUUGUCAUGGAUCCCCUUCCUUUCCCUUCCAAAGGGAUGCCUAUUAAAAUUUCUCCAAAGUUUUAAUGAAAUGUAACUUUGUUAUCAUAUUGCUUGCAUCCGAUGUAUAUACCAAUUCUCAGGUGCACGUAAGUUUUUACCAUUAGUUGUCCACAUGAGCAAAGUCGCGAAAAAUCUUAUGUCAAUACGCAUUAAUGUUCAUAUUACUCUUUGAUAAUUAACGUUCAGAGAUUCAGUUGAAAAAAAAACCAUGAACAGAAUAUUUGUCUAAAAUGCAUGAACAUGACUGCAACUGUGGAGAAGUGUUAGGAGUUAGGUUCAUGAAUUGUAUAUAGCAAUAGUCAGAACAAUGUUGACACACCUGAGCACUUAUUAACUAAGGGAAUGUCAUUAUCACCAGCCAAGAGUCAUAGAACACAAUUCUAUAUUGGCUUGCAACAUUUGGAAACAAAGUGACAGUUACGUUUAAAUCAACCAAACUAUUAUAUACUACUUAUUCAACUAAGAGAAUGAACUCGUUGACAAACAAUGUUUGUGUCAUCACCUCCGAUAAGCUUUUCAGAUUGACAUAAUACAUAGACAAACACUUAAACUUGCAGAACUAGCAACUAAACACACUAACUUUCAUCUCCAAGUGUCAAUUAAACACUCCAACUUAUAAAAUGAUCAACAAGACACCUUCAAAAUUUAUGUGUCACAUCAGCAUUGGGUAUCUGCGAGAAUACAAUGAGGACAAAGUUGGAGUGUUUGGUUGCCAGUUGAGACCAAGUUGAGAUGUCUAGAUGCGCACUCUCAAAGUUGGAGUGCUUGCUUGCCAGUCAAGUCCGAGCGUCCAUUUAUGUAUUAUGCCUUUCCGCUUCAAGCGUUAACAUCCUCAAUUCGAGAGGGAAAGUUCAUCUAUGAUUCAGUCAGACAAAUGUAGAAAUGAUUGAUAUAGCAUUCUUAUCAUAUUCCAGACAGAAGAAGCAAACCGAUGGAAAUAAUCCUGUAUAAUUAGUUGUGGCCGUAACAAAAAUUGUUCAUGGUCGGGCUGUUUUCUUUUUCCUUGGGGGAAUGGGAGGUGAUGAGGAGAUGAAUUUUUCCCACUUAAUCUAAA
Capsicum annuum is the source of this 2826-nucleotide messenger RNA. RefSeq names its product taxadiene 5-alpha hydroxylase. NCBI's taxonomy places the organism in Eukaryota, Viridiplantae, Streptophyta, Magnoliopsida, Solanales, Solanaceae. Gene Ontology annotation, biological process: sterol metabolic process. Gene Ontology annotation, molecular function: monooxygenase activity; oxidoreductase activity, acting on paired donors, with incorporation or reduction of molecular oxygen; heme binding. The transcript is spliced from 3 exons. The record is from RefSeq and is a predicted model, not a curated record. The coding region runs from base 351 to 1796 and encodes 481 amino acids.